AUGAUGUGCUUCGACAGGGUGACGUGCGGUGCGGCGGUCGCAGGGGGGUAUGGGGAAAUGGCCGGCGGUAGACCAGAUCAGGAGGCCAAAGGACUUCCUGUGUUUGCGACGACAUCUGCGCCGCUGGGCCUCAUGGGGCCGAUGCUGUUUGCGAUGGCGAGCGUGACGGACGACGUGGACGUCGCCGCGGAGCUGCCGCUGUGGUCAUGGGUGAGCCGGUCGUACGCGCAGCAGCGCCACCUCGCCAACGCGUCGCUGCGGAAGAGCAAGAGUACGCAGCCGCAGCACUUGGUGGUGAUGGGCAUACCCUCAACAGACCAGCCAAUGCGCUAUCCGCUGCGGGAUGCGCAGCGCGCGACGUGGCUGACGUACCGCGAGGUUGCGCGCGCCGAGAA
This is a messenger RNA of Leishmania braziliensis MHOM/BR/75/M2904, 395 nucleotides long. RefSeq names its product phosphoglycan beta 1,3 galactosyltransferase 5. The transcript has a single exon. The record is from RefSeq and is a predicted model, not a curated record. Lineage: Eukaryota; Euglenozoa; Kinetoplastea; Trypanosomatida; Trypanosomatidae. The annotation marks the transcript as partial.